This is a messenger RNA of Hemiscyllium ocellatum (epaulette shark), 3600 nucleotides long. RefSeq lists its product as uncharacterized. The coding region runs from base 99 to 1541 and encodes 480 amino acids. Gene Ontology annotation, cellular component: lipid droplet; cytosol. Gene Ontology annotation, biological process: lipid storage; positive regulation of triglyceride storage. The transcript has 8 exons. Lineage: Eukaryota; Metazoa; Chordata; Chondrichthyes; Orectolobiformes; Hemiscylliidae. The record is from RefSeq and is a predicted model, not a curated record.
AACCGAGCGUCUUCACUCGCCGAUCCAGAGGUUUGAGAGUGCGUGGAUCACUUUGGGACCAGCUCCCCCACUGAACACAAUCGCCCCGUGUUGCCACGAUGACAGCGAGUAGACCGACGAGCAGAGCGGCUCAGCCUAACAUCAUCUGGAGGGUCAGAAUGCUUCCUCUGGUGAACUCGGCCUCCCAGGUUCUGCUGACUACUUACUCUGAUGUCAAGAGGACUAACUGGCUGACCUCUACACUCUGCAACGUGGUGGAGACGAGCGCAAGAAUGGCAACAGGACAGGUAGCGAGGAGAGCCAAGCCAUUCCUCCACCUUUUUGAAUCCCAACUUGCGACGGUCAAUACCUUUGCCUCGAAAAGACUGGACAAGUUGGAGGAGGAGUUCCCAAUCCUGCAGCUAUCGAUAGACGAGGUGUCCUUCCACCUCAGGGAAUCCUGGACGCUGACCCUGGACAACGCGCAGGAGCGCCUGAGCGAGGAGACGGAGAGGCUGAGGGCGAGGAGUGGUGCCCUGGUGGAGAAGACGCGGAUGGUCAUGGCGGGUCAAGCCGCGGCCUUCUUGACCACCAGGGUAGGCCAACUGAUGGUUGCCAGUGGAGACACCUGGGUGCGGCUAAUGGAGGAGACCCUGGACCGGUACCUACCGGACCAAGAGGACAACUGCGCAGCGGGAGACGUCGGUGUCCGUGGAUUUGAGCGGGAUAUCCCAGGAGAGCCCAGUCUCCUGCCCAGGGUGCAGCGCCUCACCCACAAGCUGAACUCCCGCCUGUCUCAGAGAAUGCGCCUGUACUCCCAGAGAGCUGAGGAAGGGACCCUGACCGACAUCCUGCUCUUGGUGCAGCUGUUUGACCGGCUGCAAGCCUCUUGGGCCGUCGCCAUGUUGGAUGGUUCCUAUCACUGGCUGCUCAGGGUCUCCGUCCCGGUGACUCAGCGCCUUGUGAACCUGUGGACCGUGCUGCAGGCCCGUCUCUCUGAAGCAGCCAACCUGGCCUCCUCAGCCUGGAGCCUGGGACUCUCGCUCACUGGGAACACCAUCAGCCUCAGCCUCCACCUGCUCUCUCAGUUCAGCGAGAUGGUCAUGCUCCUGGGCCUGUUCCUCAUCAACGUCAUCUAUGCCCUGCUGUUUGAGUUGGAGGAGGCGGAAGGUUCCGGAUCAUCGGAUGGCGAGUCGGACGACAGCAGGGAGGGGCGCGGCCGGCAGGGGGUCAGCCCCUGGGGCAGCGACCUGCUGAGCUGCGUCAGUGACGGCGACCUGCGGAAGCUUCUGGAACACGCCGGGAGCCGGCGGCGGUCGCUGGGCUGGGAGGCGGGGCCGGGCUGCGCCCACCAGCCGCCCUCCCGCAGCCCCUCGCGGAGGGCGGGGGAGCGGGGCUGCCGGCGCUCGAGCGACACGUGGAUGAUGCCUCCCCCGGCCGAAGAGCCGGCCUCCCGCUCUGGCCGCCGGCGAUCUUCGGCGGACCAGGGGCCGAGGUCGGGGAGCAGGGCGCCCCCUGUGACUCAAUCCUGGGGCAACCCGUCCACCCACCAGCACCAGUGAAGCAACAGGUAGCCCCCUUAGGGGUGAUACAGGUCAGGACCCCUGGAUCUCGCAAGAAGUAAAAAAUGCUUCCCUGGCCUCGAUUCCCACGCGUUCCAAGCCCCUUGCUUUAAUCAUCCCAACACCGUGCCUCAUUCACAGGGCAGAGAGGAGACAGACCAGGGAUCAGGGAAAUCUCACCUGCCACCUCCACCUCUUCAGAUUGUGGGUUCAUGUGCCCUUCCCACUGUCUCCAACCCAUCAUGGCGGCGCUGAGGGAGCGGGCACAGUCACAGGGUCAGCGCUGAGGGAGCGGGUACUGUCGGAGGGUCAGUGCUGAGGGAGCGGGUACUGUCAGAGGGUCAGCGCUGAGGGAGCGGGUACUGUCGGAGGGUCAGUGCUGAGGGAGUGGGCACUGUCAGAGGGUCAGUGCUGAGGGAGCGGGCACUGUCAGAGGGUCAGUGCUGAGGGAGCGGGCACUGUCAGGGGGUCAGCGCUGAGGGAGCGGGUACUGUCGGAGGGUAAGUUCUGAGGGAGGGAAUACUGUCGGAGGGUCAGUGCUGAGGGAGCGGGCACUGUCAGAGGGUUAGUGCUGAGGGAGUGGGUACUGUCGGAGGGUAAGUUCUGAGGGAGGGGAUACUGUCGGAGGGUCAGUGCUGAGGGAGCGGGUACUGUCAGAGGGUCAGUGCUAAGGGAGCAAGCACUGACAGAGAGUCAGUGCUGAGGGAGUGGGUACUGUCGGAGGGUCAGUGCUAAGGGAGCAUGCACUGACAGAGAGUCAGUGCUGAGGGAGUGGGUACUGUCAGAGGGUUAGUGCUGAGGGAGCGGGCACUGACAGAGAGUCAGUGCUGAGGGAGUGGGUACUGUCAGAGGGUUAGUGCUGAUGGAGCGGGCACUGUCACAGGGUCAGUGCUAAGGGAGUAGGCACUGUCAGAGGGUUAGUGCUGAGGGAGCGGGCACUGUUGGAGGGUCAAUGUUGAGGGAGCGGGUACUGUCGGAGGGUUAGUGCUGAGGGAGCAGGCACUAGAACAUAGAAAAAUACAGCGCAGUACAGGCCCUUCUGCCCUCGAUGUUGCGCCGACCGAAGCCUACCUAACCUGCACUAGCCCAAUAACCUCCAUAUGCUUAUCCAAUGCCCGCUUAAAUGACCAUAAAGAGGGAGAGCCCACCACUGAUACUGGCAGGGCAUUCCAUGAACUCACAACCUCACUGUCGGAGGAUCAGUGCUGAAGGAGCCGGCACUUUUGGAGGGUCAAUGCCGAGGGAGCGGGUACUGUCGGAGGGUCAGUGCUGAGGGAGCAGGCGCUGUCGGAGGGUUAGUGCUGUGGAGCGGGCACUGUCGGAGGGUCAGUGCUGAGGGAGCGGGUACUGUCAGAGGGUCAGUGCUGAGGGAGCAGGCGCUGUCGGAGGGUUAGUGCUGUGGAGCGGGCACUGUCGGAGGGUCAGUGCUGAGGGAGCGGGUACUGUCGGAGGGUCAGUGCUGAGGGAGCAGGCGCUGUCGGAGGGUUAGUGCUGUGGAGCGGGCACUGUCGGAGGGUCAGUGCUGAGGGAGCAGGUACUGUCAGAGGGUCAGUGCUGAGGGAACGCCGCACUGUCGGAGGGUCACCACAGAGGGAGCGGGCACUGUCAGAAGGUCAACGCCAAGGGAGUGCUGUAUUGUCGGAAGGUCAGUGCUGAGGGAAAGGGCACUGUUGGAGGGUCAGUGCUGAGGGAGCACUGGAGUCCAGUGUCUGAUUGGAAUCAUGUACUGGCUGGUUUUGUGAGCUUCAAGCAUUCCAGUGACCAAUGCAGUUCAGGUCAUACCCUGGAUUCCAGUGAUCCAGAGAAUUGUAUCAUUGUCUCCUGGGUAAAUCUGAGACAGUGAGAGAGGGGAAGAAUGUGUGAUAGUGGCUGAGAGAAACAAUGAGAUGAAUAUUCUGAAAUCUGAGGGAGAGUCAGUCCAGCUCCCUUUCUCUGAUCCCAUUACAGCUCUGUAAAUUACCCAGUCUGUUAGUCUCAAAGCAGAUAACAUUCUGCACUUUUGUACAUCGUGUCCUAACUGCGCCUAUUAAUAAAGUUGGAAGAUGGUUAUUCCCAGCAA